AUGUAUGUUGAAGAUCAUGUCAAGCACCAUGGACAAGACUUUUCAGCCUCAAAAGGAAAGAGGAAUGAAGAAGCAAAACAGCCAAGCUUAGCUUCGCCACACAGUUCCCAGAAAUGUCCAGGAGAAAUCCCUGCUGAUAGUGAAAUAUCAAGUGAGGUGGCUAAAUUGAAGUUGAAAUUGUCAACAAAAGACAUUCCAAACAAUGAUUGA
Molecule: messenger RNA, 210 nt
Organism: Ilex paraguariensis (yerba mate)
Lineage: Eukaryota; Viridiplantae; Streptophyta; Magnoliopsida; Aquifoliales; Aquifoliaceae
Source: the annotation of a GenBank genome assembly